AUGGAGGAGCCCGAGAAGAAGCUGGCCCAGAAGAGUGACGGCAAACCCCGGAAAGUCCGAUUUAAAAUCUCUUCCUCCUACAGCGGCCGUGUGUUGAAGCAAGUCUUUGAAGACGGGCAGGAAUUAGAGUCACCAAAGGAGGAAUACCCUCACAGUUUCCUCCAAGAGUCCCUUGAACCAAUGGAUGGUGUUUACGGAUCUGGGGAAGUCCCAAAGCCCCAACCGUACUCUCCCAAGCUGACUGCUCAGAGGAUCAGCGUGUUUCGAGAGGGUAGUGCCUACACCUUAGCAGGCAGCCAGCCUUUCUUCAAUGAUUACAAGGCCAAUGACCAUAAGUCCCCACCUAUUAUAGAUUUUGGAAAGAUAAUCAUCUACACGAAUAACCUGAAAAUCAUUCGAACUCCAAUGGACAAGAGAGAUUUCAUGAGGAAAAUGCUGCAAAAGGAAGAGGAGGCCGAGGAAGAGUCUCUGAUGAGCAAAGAAGAAAUCUGUGCACACCAGAACCAUGGUCCUUUGCCAGAGAUGGAAGGCACCUUCCCCCAUAACCAGUACCCACAGGAAGGGGAGCAGCCUGAGGACAACUGUUUCCACUGCCAAGGGUCGGGCAGUGCCACCUGCUCUCUGUGCCACGGCAGCAAGUUCUCGAUGCUGGCCAACAGAUUUAAGGAGUCCUAUCGGGCCCUGCGGUGCCCUGCCUGCAAUGAGAAUGGCCUGCAGCCUUGCCAGGUCUGCAAUCAAUAG
Molecule: messenger RNA, 741 nt
Organism: Budorcas taxicolor (takin)
Lineage: Eukaryota; Metazoa; Chordata; Mammalia; Artiodactyla; Bovidae
Gene: GRXCR2
Product: glutaredoxin and cysteine rich domain containing 2
Exons: 3
Coding region: 1-741 (246 amino acids)
Biological process (GO): sensory perception of sound
Cellular component (GO): stereocilium base; stereocilium shaft; microvillus
Source: RefSeq, a predicted model, not a curated record